Bipolaris maydis ATCC 48331 is the source of this 574-nucleotide messenger RNA. The record is from RefSeq and is a predicted model, not a curated record. Lineage: Eukaryota; Fungi; Ascomycota; Dothideomycetes; Pleosporales; Pleosporaceae.
GCUAUAGCUGAAUUCGUGCAGACCAUAGCACCAUCAGUUAACGACCAACGAGCCCUCUGCGUUUGGCUAGAACCUUUUUACCUUGCCCCUCCAACCCCCUCCCAAUUUAGGCGCAACACCCAGUUAGCCCCGAUAUACAGCGACAUGGUUGAUUCCGAAAUGGGUAAUUACAAUGGCAUUCCAGGCCACGAGCGCUGAUCGCCAAAUGCAUUGGGAUAUUGGCUCGGUGUGCCUGAACGGAUAUGGGACUGCGGAGAGCGGCGCCGUGGCAGGGGAGACAGACAAAGGGCUGGAAGAGAUCUUUUUCCCAUCUGGCAUGCUUUUCGCGGAGGAUCAUCGUUGGCGAAAAGAGGUUGUGGUGGUGGUGAGAGGGGGGGUUAUGGGCAGCCCUGGUGACCUUGUCGCUUUUGGUCCGAGGAGUGGACUUUUCUAAUAUGGCAGGAUGGGGGGAAGGAUGAUGAUCAUGCGAAAUUUGGUGUCUGAGAGUGGAUGGGAAUGACUAAACUGGGCGAUUACUACGGGGUAUAUUGGACAAUGCUGGUACUAGUACUGAAUCCUCAUCGUCUUCUACCUG